UGGAAAAUGCCAACAUACCUCUGCCAUUUUUUAUGGAUUUUGUCCGGUAACAAUUAAUCACUCUAAAUAAUUUAAAAGUUUUUACUGGCCAGUUUGCAUUCGUUGAAUUUGUUUUACGGAACAAUGGAAAAUGGCAGGAAAAUAUAUCGAAGAAAGCAAAAGCAAGCUUUGUGUAAAAAAAAAGAUAUUUAAUAACAUACAAUGUUCAUCAGGGACAAAAGCAUCUCAUCCUGUUCCAUUUUACGUUUAUAACUCAAAAAUAAAAUUAUUUAAAUCAAGAUCUUGCCUGAGGAAAGUAAGCCGUACCACGGCAAAAAUUGCUAAAUAUCACAUCUUAGAAAAUAAGAAUGUGGGACUAUGGGAUAUAUGUCAUAGAAUUCUGAGUACAGAUAUUGGGCUUGCUGAAUGUUACAAAAACAUUAAUUUGGACAGUGUUAUUCCUGCAUUGUUACCAAUAUUGGAAGCAUUCAGAGAUAAACAUAAUAGAUUUGAUUAUUUUAAUAAAUUGAAAUAUACGAUAAAAAGGAAUAGUCAAAGAACUUGUAAGACUCAAUAUAAGACUCAAUUUAAACAUCAAAUUAAUGUUCUUGUAUUGCAAGCUUUCUUCAGUUUGUUAAUGUAUGAAGUUGUCCCUCUUGAAUUAUUUGGCACAUCAAGAAACCGAAAGUCUAUAAAGUACAUGAUAUUUCAUCUUUUAAAAACAAUUCCAGUUAAAAUAUCAAUAAUAAAAUCAUAUAAAAGAACUAUACGUAAAACGAAUACCACUGGGGGAAUAUUAGAUUUGGAACCAUUAUUCAAGAGGCUGGAUAUUUCUCAAAUUCAGUGGUUGCAUUCAAUUGAUAAUACAGUACAAUGGAUAGUUAUACUGAAGCUAUUGCAUUGGUUUUUUAAACAAUACAUCAUAAAGAUUUUACAUAAAUAUAUAGUUUUGAAAAUACAUAGAAAGCAAUGGGUUUAUAUUACAAAAGAUGAUUGGUGCAAUAUGCAAGAAACAUUUAUAAAAGAAAAAGAGAAUACUCUUAAUCUUGUGCCAUGUACGAAAUUAAAUAAGAAAUAUAUUGGGACAUAUAAAUUUAUUCCAAGUUCUUCUGGUUUGAGACCUUUAUAUAUAACUAGGAAUAAUAUUAAAGAGAAAUAUGAUGAUACUGAAGCUGUUUUAAGAUUUUUGCAACAAUUAUAUGUCACGUAUUUUGAUGAAAAUGGAAUGUCAACUGUACCAAACUGUGUAAAAGCGAUUAAGAAUUUUAUAUCAAAAAAAUUUAAGGAACAAUCAGAAGGAGUUAAAGAAACAAACAGAAACACACAGAAAUUAUAUUAUGUUCGUUGUGACAUUCAAGAUGCAUUUGGUUCGAUAAAUCAAAAAAAAUUAUAUGAUAUUAUUGAAAUGUCUUGCAAUGAAUUGUAUGAAAAGUAUGGCGGUUAUCUUGCAGUACGACUUUCUAUCUUAAACACUAAAAAAAGGCAAAGUAAAAUGAAAAAAUAUACAGUGCAAGUUUUAGAGCACUACCUAAAGAACUCUAAAAAAAAUAUACCUCUGAGCAAAGAAAAACCUAAAUUGGUUCAAAUAAAUAAUUUGACUAUGAUGAUUAAGAAGUUCAUUUUUCAGCGAAAAGUCAAAUUUAAUGGUCAGAUAUAUUCAAUAAAACAAUAUGGAGUGCCUCAAGGGGCAAAAUUAUCUCCUAUUCUCUCAGAUAUAUAUUACCAAGACAUGAUAAAAAAAAUGUUCUCUGAAUAUUUAAAUCAUGGCCUUCUGACCAGAUAUGCAGAUGAUAUCUUAUUCAUCACACAGAAUGAAAAAAAAGCAGCACGAUUUCUAAAAAUUAUUCAAGAGGAAGGUGUAAGUGAUUAUAAUGUUAAAUUCAAUAAAGAUAAAAUAGAAACUAAUGUAGGACAGCCUUAUAAACCUACAAAGGUAACAUUUUUAAAACAAAAAUUUCUGAUAUAACAAUUUUAAUAUUGUACUUUAAAAUCUGAUAAACGCUGGAUGCUGGUGGUGUGUUAAUUCUUAUGCUGUAAUAAAAAAAUGAUAUAGGACAGAAGAUUCUGUGUUACUAUAAAAUAAAGUAUCAUUACUAUCAAAUGUCUUGAUUCUAAACUUUUCCUCAGUCAAAACAGUGCAAUCAAUUUUCUAGAGAAACUAUCAAUAUCAACAUGUUUAUUGAUAAUAUUUCUUAAAUAAAGACUAAAAAUAAAAAUUUAGAACACGAAAUAUAAAUUCUAGAUUUUAAAAAUAAGAGUUUAUUUUAAAUUAUUGCUAGUAAACCGAUACAAUAUCUAUAUUUGUAUUACAUUAUUGGAUUAAAUUUUAUUUGGUUUUCAUUAAAGUGUGACUGCAUGAUUCGCAAAAUUAUUUAGAAAUUCUAUUAAAAUCAUGAAUCGUAAAACAAGAAUACAGGUUGAUUUUUGACGUUUA
This is a messenger RNA of Monomorium pharaonis (pharaoh ant), 2413 nucleotides long. RefSeq names its product telomerase reverse transcriptase (gene Tert). The transcript is spliced from 7 exons. Gene Ontology annotation, molecular function: telomerase RNA binding; telomeric repeat DNA binding. Gene Ontology annotation, cellular component: telomerase catalytic core complex. The record is from RefSeq and is a predicted model, not a curated record. The coding region runs from base 131 to 1945 and encodes 604 amino acids. Gene Ontology annotation, biological process: telomere maintenance via telomerase. NCBI's taxonomy places the organism in Eukaryota, Metazoa, Arthropoda, Insecta, Hymenoptera, Formicidae.